UAGUACUUAAAAUCCAAAAUUAGCAAAAAACUAACGACGACAAGAUGGAGUUAGAUUUUGAUAAAAACUACAUCUCAGUUACCAGAACUUUAAGUUUUAAUCGUUCUCAUCCGUAUAUCAAAAGGAACCACGUUUGGUUUCUGACUUUCCUUGCGAUGCACGGAGUCCACACAGUUGUCUUCAUCCUUUUGCUCUACAACAUUUUUUACAUCGAUUUGAAAGAGAACGAUUUCAACAAAACCUGUUCAGAUGGGGUCCUUGUGGUCAUGUACCUGGUCACCACGUUCGAAUACUUCAUUUUACUCUUACAUCAAGACAGUAUAGUUGACAUCAUCGAUGACAUCAAGAGAGAUUAUAAGGAGAUCAGUAAAAUGACUGAAUUGGAACAGGAGGUUGUUUAUAAGUAUGUGAAGAUCAGCCAGUGGGUUUGUAAGCAAUGGGUAAUCAUUGCUAUAUCUGGAAACACAAUUUUCAUUGUUGGAAGCAUUUGCCUCAUGUGCUACUAUCACUUCAUCAACGAUUUCAAACUCAUUGGGAUGUACGAUUUAAUUUAUCCACACAUAAUUGAAGACAGGAAGGAUGAAAUUCCUGUAUUUUUGUUUACUUACAUUUUGAUUUUAUUUUUUGGGUCUUAUGGAGCAUCCAUAUAUGCUGGUUUCGUACCUAUGGGUCCGAUUUUUAUUCUACAUGCGUGUGCGCAACUCGAUCUGGUAAAGAUAAGGAUUAAUGAUCUGUUUAUUGUAAAAGAUGAUGAACAAGUAAGGAAGAAUCUCAAAUAUAUUAUUGAGCGGAUACAGUAUAUUGAUGGAUUUGUGGAUCGAGUCAAAGACUGCUUCAAGAUCUGCUACGAGAUAACUUUGAAAGCUACUACCAUCAUGCUGCCUAUUGCCUGCUACCAGAUAAUUGCGGCCGCGAAAAAGGGUCAAAUCAACUUGAACUUCUUGUCGUUUAUUAUUGGAGCCAUAACAAUCAGCAGCGCACCUUGCUACUACAGUGAUCUUCUCAUAGAAAAGGGUGAAUCCGUCCGCCUGGCGCUGUACUCGUGCGGCUGGGAGCGGCACUACGACCGGCGCACGCGCACCACACUGCAACUGAUGCUGCAGCACGCGCUCCGGCCCAUCGCCCUUAACACAAUCUUCAGGACGCUGUGCCUGGAUGCUUUAACUGAUCUUUUUCAACAAUCGUAUGCACUUUUUAACUUGAUGUGCGCUGCUUGGGAAUAGACGAAAGAAAAUUGACUUUCAUUCAUCGGCAAAGAUCGGUGUCUCUCUCACAACUGCUCGUAUUUCAAGAGGUGGUAUGGCCCAAGGAAAUAACAUUUUAAAGGCAAAUUUUAAAGCGGCGACGUUGGUUUGAAAUCUGCCCUUUUUCCGGGAUAAAACGCUAAUGACUUAAACCCUCAUCGAGACGUGACACACUGCGUGGGGAUAUAUUGGACUCUCGUCGACUAAAAACUCUCGAAACCCUUUAAAGAUAAAGCACCCUGAUUAAAAUGGGACUGUGCCAGACACGUAUGCGGCUUUCCCGAUACUUCUUGAGCCAAAGUAUGGGUUCCAUAAACAUAAGACUACCCCAGAUGAAAUUGUGACAAGAGCUCCAGUCCCCCGCAUGGAUGCGGUAAACCAUUUGAUGUAUACCGCAUCCAUGAGAUGGUCAUGUAGAGAAGAGAAGAAGCCAUAAACUGGAGAGAUAGAAAGAAAAAAAGAAAAAUUAAGAGAGACCUUCAGGUGUUCAGUGGGACAGAUUGGAAACACAAAAAAAAAGCUUUUGCCUACACAUGUCUUAUUUUCAAGCAAUUGUCAUGAGAUUUAUUUGAUAAUAGAUUAUUUUUCGUCAAACUUAUUUUUCAAUAAAUGAUUCCGAUGCUAAAGCACUUUUAUUCAAUGAU
Trichoplusia ni (cabbage looper) is the source of this 1888-nucleotide messenger RNA. RefSeq lists its product as uncharacterized. The record is from RefSeq and is a predicted model, not a curated record. Lineage: Eukaryota; Metazoa; Arthropoda; Insecta; Lepidoptera; Noctuidae. Gene Ontology annotation, molecular function: odorant binding; olfactory receptor activity. Gene Ontology annotation, biological process: detection of chemical stimulus involved in sensory perception of smell; sensory perception of smell. Gene Ontology annotation, cellular component: plasma membrane. Bases 45 to 1223 code for a protein of 392 amino acids. The transcript is spliced from 5 exons.